AUUCACAACGCCUUUCACAUGUCACAGCCUGUGGAGCAAACACUUCAUAAGUCAGGUUGUGAGCGAUCAAAAUACAGUACGACCUGCAAGAUCAAGAAACAACGGACCGGAUCUGGAGCUUUUGGGGUCCAUUUUAAAAUCAGGCCUACCAACACCGAAAGGAUGUCCUUAUGUGGAAGCUUUCUGUCAGACGAGCAGUUCCUGUGCUCGAUCUGCCUCGAUUGGUUCAACAACCCUUCGUCCACACCAUGUGGCCACAGCUUCUGCAUGGCCUGCAUCAGCAAAUACUGGGACGGAUGUAAGGUUUUCAUGUGUCCACUGUGUAAGAAGACCUUCCAGAAGCGACCAGAGCUCGAGAUCAACAGGACACUGCGAGAGAUCACCGAUCAGUUCAGACCCAUGACAGGAGAGGGAGGAGUGCGGAUUGAGAAGAGAGGGGGAAGAGGAGGAAGAAACAGAGGCAUGCCAGUCAAUUUCAUUUAUGAAUUGAAGAAGAAGCUGCCUCAACAUCAGCUAAAAACAGCAUUGACGCUACCUGACGCUCAAGGUAAGACAGGUAAGCCCAUCCCGACGUCAGCAUCAACAGUCACAACCUCACUUGUUUCUUCGGUACCAAACUCCAGUCCGAUUGCUGCCCUGACAAACUCCUCCGGAUCUCCUCAGCCGCCUCCCACGUUCCCCCACUCCAGCGGCCGGAGAAGGUUCACCGUAACUGGGGCUGCAAGCAGCCGGAGCAUCCCUGUCUGUGAGAUCCACCGCAGAGGAAUAGUGAUUUACUGUAGGACUGAUCGAGCAUGUAUCUGCCCUGAAUGUGAGACCUUGGACCAUCAGGAUCAUGACACAGUGACUCUCGAAACCGAGUGGAUGGAAACCAAGAAGGACCAGCUGAGUGUAUCGGAGCAGGAGAUCCAGGAGAUGAUCAGACAGAGAAUCAGGAAGAUCGAGGAGAUCAGACUGUCAGUGACUGAACUGGAGUUGGUGGUGGAGCGAGAGACUGUGGGCAGCGUUUGCAUGUUGUCAGAGCUUGUGUCUGCCAUCCAGCGCUCCCAGACAGAGCUGAUGGAGGUGAUGGAGAUGAGCCGGAGGGCGGCCGAGCACCAGGCCGACUCCAUGAUACGACAGCUGGAGCUUGAGGUUGAAGAACUACGGCGGAGAGAAAGCGCCCUCGCCCAGCUCGCCCAAUCAGAUGACUACAUGCACUGUGUCAAGACGUUCCCCAACGUCUCCAGUCCUCCACCGACCAAAGACUGGUCUGAAGUGUCGGUGAACUCUGACCUGGGAACAGGGACCAUCUACAGGUCGCUGGCAGCUCUGGUGGAGAGGUUUCAGGAAGAGCUGAAGACGAUCGCAGAAACAGGUUUUCCUGCCUCAGUAACGGAACCCAGCCCGGUCCAAACACAGCCCAGGAUAAGGAGGAUACAGGAGUAUGCAGUGGAUGUGACUCUGGACGGCAACACCGCUCAUCCCAGACUGAUUUUGUCAGAGGACAUGAAGAGUGUGAGGUGUGGAGAUAAACACCAGAUGCUUGCAGACAAUCCGGAGAGGUUUAACAGAGUCGUCUGUGUCAUAGGGAGGGAGGCCAUCUCGUCUGGGAGACACUACUGGGAGGUGGAGGUGGGCGGGAAGACUGACUGGGAUCUGGGCGUGGCCAGACAAUCAAUCAACAGGAAGGGGAAGGUUGAAAUUACCCCAAGCAAGGGAUACUGGUUCCUCAGCCUGAGAGACAACAGCAGCAGCAGCAGCAGCAGGCAGUGGUUUUCAGCAAAUAAAAGCUCCAAAAGCCCACCGUAUGCCACCUGCUCAGCACCAAACAGCAGACAGAUAAAAAACAAGUACGCUUUUCGCACUGAACCCUCCACAGAUGUCCAUCUGAACCUCCGUCCAAACACGAUUGGGAUAUUUGUGGACUAUGAGAAAGGACAGGUGUCUUUCUAUAACGUUGAUGCAAAAAUGCACAUCUACACUUUCAAUGACACUUUCAGUGAGUGCAUCUUCCCGUUCUUCAGCCCCUGCACUAAUAAAUCUGGGAAGAACAACGGGCCACUAAUUAUCAAGCCAGUCAUCAUGACGGAGUGACAGGACGGCACCUGGAAGUUAUUUGUUCUUUUCUUUUUCUUGUCUUUAA
Molecule: messenger RNA, 2125 nt
Organism: Sander lucioperca (pikeperch)
Lineage: Eukaryota; Metazoa; Chordata; Actinopteri; Perciformes; Percidae
Product: zinc finger protein RFP
Exons: 16
Coding region: 19-2076 (685 amino acids)
Molecular function (GO): zinc ion binding; protein binding
Source: RefSeq, a predicted model, not a curated record